This is a messenger RNA of Racocetra fulgida, 589 nucleotides long. The record is from the annotation of a GenBank genome assembly. NCBI's taxonomy places the organism in Eukaryota, Fungi, Glomeromycota, Glomeromycetes, Diversisporales, Gigasporaceae.
UGGAGCUGUCUACGGCGGGAUCGCCAGCAACGGAACAAAUAAUUAUAUUGCAUCAGACAAAAAUGAAGAAGAACUGGUAGAACCUUCAAUACGCAGAUCAUCUCGUCCAAUGAAACGUGUUAAUUACGCUGAAAUAGAUGGAUCGGAUGAAGAGAGGGAUUCGAGGAAGAUAAGAAGAACAAAUAAUGCCACUAAUUCGGAAUCGGCGGAAUCUCCGUCCGCCGAGUUGACUUUAGAAAUCGGUGCGGAGUUUGCAAACAAACUUUCUUCUGUACGCGAUACUAACCCUGAAAUAUGGACGCCCGAUAUAGAAAAUUACAUUGACAAUGUCCUAAAAAAAUCCGGAAAACAAUUUAAAAAUGCUAUAUUGGUUGAUGUUCCGGACAAUCUUUUCCGAUUUUACAAUCUAGUUGAUAUUAAUCCCACAAUAGACAAAAAGAUAGGUGAACGUAAAUACAUAACUUACCAAAUCUCGUCAAUUUAUAAAUUUUAUGAGAAAACAUUCUUUAACCUCGAUUUCGACUGGAUCGAGUCUCACGUCCGCUCUGCAAAAAUUACGAAAUCCGGGACAAAUUCAGGAAUUGUCAAG